UUCCUCUUGAUCAUGGAAGGAGGCAGGGUUUCUUUUCUACAGAACAGAGGCCAAUUCUCCCCAGCACACACAUUUGCACAGUGCAGAGUCCCCAGGCCUCCACAAUGUCGGACCCUGCCUCCCGGCCGCACUCUCCUCCUUACCUGCUGCUGGCUCUGCUGUUGGGAGUUAUAGGUGUGUCAGAUGAGAUGGAACUGCAGGUGAUCCAGCCCGAGAAGUCGGUGUCUGUGGCAGCCGGAGAGACAGCCACUCUGCGCUGCACCCUGACCUCCCUGCUCCCCGUUGGGAAGGUCGAGUGGUUCAGGGGCACAGGGCCAGGCCGGGAGUUAAUCUUCAGUUCUGUCGGAUACCGCCACUCCCCCCGAGUAACAACUGUUACAGACAUCACAAAGCGAAGCAACCUGGACUUUUCCAUCCGCAUCAGUAACAUCACCCCAGCAGACACGGGAACCUACUACUGUGUGAAGUUCAGGAAACGGGUUCUGGAUGUGGAGUUUAAGUCUGGACGAGGCACCCAGGUCAUCGUGAGCGGUGAGUAUCGCUCCGUCCCCUGGUUGUGACAACAAGUCAAUAAGAAUGCCCUCCAUCGCUUGAGCAACAGAUAAGGAUCAGGUGCUUUGGCGGGUGCCCCUGAAUGAGCCCCUUCCACGGAUCAGGAAAGUUGAGGCCCGGAGAGGUUGUGCUAUUUGCUGAAGGCCCCACGGCUGGUAAACAGUGGGAAAAUCUGGAACCUCAGUCUGCAGGCUCCCAGCUCUUCCCUUUUCCAAUCCUGACCAGCCUUAUGGUUCCAGCGAUGAGGGACUGAAAGUCUGAGUGACUUUCCCCGUUACAAGGCCUCACUUCACCCCUGCCUCUGGAGAGACCUCCGCUUAAUGUGGCCAGGGUUCUCCUUACUCAGCACUGACUAAGCACCUGCUGUGUGCAUUCUGGGCUCUGGGUGCUGUGGACGUAGCAGAGAACAGAACAGCCAAGGACUUUUCUCUCAUGAAGCUUACGUUCCCCUCCCUUCCAAUGCGGGUAAAUGCACCGAGGGCAGGGAGGGGGGGAAUGUGUUUCCUUAUAACCGUUCAGAAAUAUCACAGGGAGAAGAGGCACAGCAGCACUGUUGACUCUGCUACCCCUGCUUGGAAGAGAUGCCCGAUGUAGGUCAUUCGCUGGGGGUCUUUUCGAAAAAUGCUCCCGUGAUACAGGGACUGACUCUUAACGGUAGCAACUGAGUCUCCCUAUACCCCCAGACAUAGGGAGGAAACGGGGCUUUAUCCUGAUUGUGAGGGUGUCACGCAAGUUCCCAGUGGGUAUGUCCCUUGCCUGGUCACUGCAGCCAGUACCAGUGCCUGGGCUCCCAACCAGGUCUGCCAUCCUGGCUCUGGGACCUCUGAGGAGUCAUCCCCACAUUGGGCUCAGUGUCCUCGCAUGUCUAUGACAACACAGCCCCACAGCGCCGCUGCAGGGACUGAGUGAGCGAAUGCAUGUAAGUUGCUUAUGACAGGACCUGGCAUGCGGUGGCUGUCCUGUGAAUGCUGGGACAUACCACGGACCCCAUCACAAGGCAGGCACGGGCCUGAAGGAGCUGAGGGUCAGGGAGUCAGCCUAGCAUCAGGGGCCCGAGACACUCUCAAUACAACCAAUCACAGCGCUUUGUCCCUCUAGGGGUGUCAGGGCUGCUGGUGUUUUCAUGACUUGACUUACUCAUGUGACACCUCCUACCUAUGUCCUCCGAAUGUUUGCUGAGUUUUAGAAAGGAAGUUGAACAUUCACAAAUACACAUAUCUGCAAUAUGUGCCCUCUGACGACUGUUCUAGAAGAUGUUUUGUAAUAAGGGACAAUUUGGAGACCCCCUAUAGGACCUUCUGAAAUCCCCUCCCUCUCGAGUCACUGAUGUGUGUGUUCCCAGGACACAAGAGGGCUUCUGCCUGCUCCGUAGGCCAGUGUCUCUGUCCUUGAAAUUGAUUCUGAAAUUGAUUCACGAUUGAAAAAUUAACCAUCUUUGGCUUUCUCAGCACUCCGUGAUCUUGGUUUUCAACCCAACACUGACCCAAGAGAAGAACGCAGAUUCAGAAAAACAACCCCUCAUUCCCUCCCUCUCAGAUUCAGGGAUUGGAGACGAGACCCUAUGGAAUAUUUGUGGAAAGAGUGAAAACUAGACUAAAUUCGCAAAUACCUGAAGGCAGAGCUCCAGGUGUAAGUUAAGUUUGGGAUAAAGACAGAUCCGAGUUUGGUCCUGGAGAAGCAUUUGCAGUGUUAAAUUCAAAGCAAAACUGCCUGUAUUUGCCUCACCUGCCCCUCACUCCCACCCGAGUAGGAGAAAGGCCUGCGGUCCCCUCUCACCGGGGGCGCUGGGCUUGGCCACGUCCAGGCCUACGGGCGGCUGGCCACCUGGUUCCAGAUCUCCUGGGGGCCCCCUCCACCCCUGCAGGGCUGGAAAAUAAUCCGUGAGGGUUCUGCACAGUGUCACAUACCUGUCGUUGGUGAGGAUGCCCAGAGUCAUGCUUACUGCUCGUGAAUGCUCCU
Messenger RNA from Felis catus (domestic cat), 2511 nucleotides. RefSeq names its product signal-regulatory protein beta-1-like. Gene Ontology annotation, biological process: positive regulation of T cell activation; positive regulation of phagocytosis. Gene Ontology annotation, cellular component: plasma membrane. The record is from RefSeq and is a predicted model, not a curated record. Lineage: Eukaryota; Metazoa; Chordata; Mammalia; Carnivora; Felidae. The transcript is spliced from 2 exons. Bases 105 to 560 code for a protein of 151 amino acids.